CAGUUUAACCUUAGAAAUCCAUUUUCUAAUCAGUUCCUCUAAAUUCAACUCGAGUUCCAAGUUUCCGCUCGGCGCUAAUCUAUCUUGUCCUUCUUCCGGUAAAGCUUUGCGAGUGGUUUACCCGCCCACCGUUUCCGGAGAAAUUCUUCUCUCCGGUCAAUCCUCGCCGGAAUAUACCAACAACGGUCAUCUGCCACCUCGCUCGCUGUUCGCGGUGCCCUUGUUUCGUGGGGGGUGAGGGUAGCGUCCUCUCCUUCCCUUCAUUUAGCUCUCCUUUACCAGCUAUUAUCUCCCCAGGAGCUGUCGAGAGUCCGGAGAUCCGAUCCAAUCACCGGCUGAUUCCGAGUAGGUUGAGACGAUCCCCACCUUCGAACUUGCUGAGGUCACACGGAAUCAUCAAUAAUGUCCAUGUCGGAUUCUGAAUCGUCGUCCAGUGGGGAUUACAAGAACUUCCGACAGAUCACAAGAGAGCGGCUAUUAUAUGAAAUGCUUCGAACAACUAGGGCUAGAGAUCCAAAACCAAUAUGGAAGGUACUCAUCAUGGAUAAACUUACGGUCAAAAUCAUGUCAUGUUCUUGUAAAAUGGCCGAUAUCACCGAGGAAGGGGUAUCAUUGGUGGAAGAUAUUUACAAACGAAGGCAACCGAUGCCGUCAAUGGAUGCUAUAUAUUUUGUACAGCCUACCAAAGAAAACGUUGCCAUGCUCCUGUCUGAUAUGUCUGGGAGAUCUCCUUUGUAUAAAAGGGCUUUUGUUUUCUUCAGUUCUCCGAUAUCUAGAGAAUUAGUCUAUCACAUAAAGAAUGAUGGAAGUGUAUUUCCUCGCAUAGGUGCACUGAGUGAGAUGAACCUGGAAUACUUUGCCAUUGACAGUCAGGGCUUCAUUACUGACCAUGAGAGGGCUUUAGAGGAUGUGUUUGGUGAUAAUGCAGAAAUUUUACAGACGCACAAUGCCUUUAUACAUUCUAUGGCCACACGCAUUGCAACAGUAUUUGCUUCAUUGAGGGAAUUUCCCUAUAUACGCUACCGUGCUGCCAAGUCAUCAUUAGAUGCUUCUACUUUGACGACCUUUCGUGAUUUAAUUCCAACAAAGCUUGCUGCUGCUGUCUGGCACAGUCUUGCCAGGUAUAAAGCUACAAUUCCUAACUUUCCACAAACUGAGACCUGUGAGUUACUAAUCAUUGACCGUUCAAUCGAUCAGAUUGCACCUAUCAUUCAUGAAUGGACAUAUGAUGCUAUGUGCCAUGAUUUAUUAAAUAUGGAGGGAAAUAAAUAUGUUCAGAAGGUGCCAAGUAAAACAGGGUCAACCUCUGAAAUUAAGGAGGUCCUUUUGGAGGAUCAUGAUCCUAUUUGGCUUGAACUUCAGCACAUACAUAUAGCCGAUGCUAGUGAAAGGUUACACGCAAAGAUGACCAACUUCAUAUCAAGAAAUAAAGCUGCGCAAAUUCAUAACAACUCAAGAGAUGGUGGUGAACUUUCAACUAGAGAUUUGCAAAAAUUGGUUCAAGCAUUACCUCAAUACAGCGAACAAAUCGACAAGCUUUCUCUACAUAUUGAAAUAGCAGGGAAGAUUAACCAAUUAAUUAGAGAAUUGGGACUUAGAGAAAUUGGGAAACUGGAACAAGACCUCGUUUUUGGAGAUGCAGGGACGAAAGACUUGAUCAAUUUUUUUAGGACAAAGCAGGAUGUCACUAACGAGAAUAAGAUCCGUUUAUUGAUGAUUUAUGCGGCUAUCUACCCAGAAAAGUUUGAUGGUGAUAAUAGAGAAAAGUUGAUGCAGCUGGCGAAGCUAUCUGCUGAUGAUAUGAAUGCCGUGCAUAAUAUGAGUUGCUUGACAUUACCGGAGAGCAAAAAAACAUCCGGUGGCUUCUCACUCAAAUUUGAUGUUCAUAAGAGAAAACAUGCAACCAGGAAAAACCGGAGUGAUGUAGAAGAAACAUGGCAACUAUCAAGAUUUUACCCAAUUAUUUUGGAACUCAUAGAGAAGCUCAGCAAAGGUGAUCUACCAAAGAAUGAGUAUCAGUGUAUGAAUGAUCCAAGCCCUUCAUUCCAUGGAACCUCAAAUGGUAGAUCAGUUCGAGCAAAUGACAGUCACCUCGCUCACUCUAUGAGAUCCAGGCGUACUGCCACAUGGGCUAGGCCUCGUAGUUCCGAUGAUGGAUAUUGCAGCGAUUCUGUUCUUAAGCAUGCCUCUAGUGAUUUUAAAAGGAUGGGCCAACGCAUUUUUAUUUUUAUUAUUGGCGGAGCCACCCGUUCUGAGCUUCGUGUAGCUCAUAAACUCACCUCAAAACUGAAGAGGGAAAUUAUUCUCGGAUCAACUAGUCUUGAUGAUCCUGCACAGUUUAUUACGAAAGUGAAGCUGCUCUCUGCUGAGGAAAUUUCUCUGGACGACAUUCACAUUUAAUUCAGGCGUAUCCGUUGUCUUUUAACUCCUGGAACUAGCAGAUUGAGAUUAUAUAUUUCACAGUAGAAGCAAUAUUCAUGAUUAUUUUGUAUAUCAGGGGGUUAGUAGUCUCCAUGAGCAAGCACAUUAUCGAGGAAUUCAUCACUAUUUUAUGAUGUAGAUAUUGGCUUCCAUGACCUGAACCUGUAAAUAGUACAUACAUGUACAUGAACAAUGACAUCAAGUGUAAACUCAUUGUCCAGUUACAUAAUUUAACAACAUCUGCCUUUUUUAUUA
Messenger RNA from Phalaenopsis equestris, 2676 nucleotides. RefSeq names its product SNARE-interacting protein KEULE-like. NCBI's taxonomy places the organism in Eukaryota, Viridiplantae, Streptophyta, Magnoliopsida, Asparagales, Orchidaceae. The transcript has 21 exons. Gene Ontology annotation, biological process: vesicle-mediated transport; intracellular protein transport. Gene Ontology annotation, molecular function: syntaxin binding. The record is from RefSeq and is a predicted model, not a curated record. Gene Ontology annotation, cellular component: secretory granule; plasma membrane. The coding region runs from base 403 to 2400 and encodes 665 amino acids.